GCAAAAAUUAAUAUUAACACCACUUUUAGUUUUUCAGAAUACCGAUAUUUCCGUCGUUUGUGACGAAAUUCUUCCAGGAUUUAAUCAAAGAAACGAUAUCAGUUAGGGAAAAAAAUAAUAUCAUCCGCCCAGAUAUGAUUCAUCUUCUAAUGGAAGCCAGGAAAGGAAGGCUUCAACACGAAACUAUAUCUAGCUUCUAUCAAGAUACCGGAUUUGCCACAGUGGAAGAAUCUUCUUUAGGAAAAUCAGGAAAAAAAAUGGAGUUAACCGACGAUCUGAUCACAGCUCAGGCUCUGGUUUUCUUUUUUGCCGGAUUCGAUACCAGUUCAACACUUCUAUCUUUCUUGUCGUAUCACUUGGCAGUUGAUCAGAAAAUUCAAACAACCCUACAGAAAGAAAUUGACAACGUUACAAAGCUAGGAGACGGCAGAGUGUCCUACGAAGAACUAUUGAAGAUGAAAUAUUUGGAUCAGGUUAUAUCGGAAACUCUCAGAAGAUACCCACCGGGUUUUAUGCUAACCAGAAUAUGUGUGAAAGAUUACAAAAUUGAAGCGAAAAGAAACGAUGAGGUAGAUUUUGUUCUUGACAAAGGAACCCUUGUAGGUAUUCCAGUUGCUGGUAUUCACUUAGAUCCUAGAUAUUUUCCUGAUCCUGAAAAGUUUGAUCCCGAUCGAUUUGGUGAUGAAAAUAAAGCUAAUAUUAUUCCUGGAAGUUUUUUGCCAUUUGGAAGUGGACCACGCAAUUGUAUAGGUUCUAGAUUUGCUCUAUUGGAGUGUAAAACUCUUGUAGUCAGUUUAUUGUCAAAAUUUGACAUCAUUGUGAUAAAGAAGACCCCUUUUCCAUUACUACUCUCGAAAACAUUCAAUCUUGCUGGACGAGAAGGAAUUUGGCUAGGUCUUAAGAAGAGGGAGAAGUUCUAAGAUUAUAUACAUCAUCUCCAAUUCGAUCUGUGAAUUAUUAAUUAGUUCGAUCUGAAGAUUAAUUUAGGAUUUAUAAUGUUUUAAAAUUGAUUUAUGUAUGUUUUUCAACUAAUCUUCAUCCUCUAUUAGAUUUGAGAUUUAUUAUUUUAGUGAUAGUAAUGUUUAUAUUCCUUGUUACGUAGGUGCAUGCGGACGUGUGUGUUUGUUGUUUGAAUUCAUUAAACUAUUCAUACAUAAGUA
Molecule: messenger RNA, 1160 nt
Organism: Leptinotarsa decemlineata (Colorado potato beetle)
Lineage: Eukaryota; Metazoa; Arthropoda; Insecta; Coleoptera; Chrysomelidae
Product: cytochrome P450 9e2
Molecular function (GO): oxidoreductase activity, acting on paired donors, with incorporation or reduction of molecular oxygen; monooxygenase activity; heme binding
Source: RefSeq, a predicted model, not a curated record